AUGGAUUCGACGUCUCUUGCGUUUGGUGUCGUCUCCUUGGCGAUGCAGUUGGUACAGACAGCGACCGCCAUCCAACAGUUGAUUGCGUCAUACAAGUCGGCCGCCACGGAGCUCGCCAGCCUCUCGAACAAGCUCGAAGACAUUGAAGCAAUUUGUCACUCACUUGAAGUCGCACUCACCUGCUGUAAUCAAGCUCCCAAGCCGUGGGAUGCCAUUCUGCUUCAGAAAUUGCACAAGACCUUGACCCACUGCCGUGACAAGAUCUUCCAACUGCACGAUCUUGUCAGCAAAAUUACAUCCGGUUCAGCAAGGAAUCAUAACCCCUUACGCACGAUGGGGGCUCUAUUCUUGCAGCACAGAGGCAAGAUUAGGCAAUGUGAUUCAGAUAUGGAGGGCUCACUCAAUUCGCUUCACUUACAGAUGACCACAAACCUGUUGGUUAUGAAUCUGAGGCCUUCCAUCCUUUCGCAGUCUCCAACUCCAACUAUGGCCAAUAAUGGACAUCAGGCAGGUGUCAAAGCUCCAUUGGCAAUGAGCAAGCCCGGAUACGAAAUAAAUACCGAAGAGCAUUGGAGACAAGGAUGGAACUCAGUGUUUUAUGUUGAGCGCACCAAAACACGAAAACGCUCAACUGGCCUUCGCGGUCCAAACGACUCAGCCACCCAAGACAGCUCGUCAUUCCUCGCAGGCUCACCUUUGUUGGGGCUUUACGUCGAGCUAUCCGUACAGCAUGGCUCUCUUAGCCCCCUGUCCAUCGCUAUCCAGUUUCCAACUAUACUGGAUCUCAAUUUCAACCGACGCGGACCCGGCGGUAGACUUUUGGAUGCCAUAGAGCGCAACAGCUUGAGUGAAGUCCAGACGCUUUUCAGCGAAAGGGUCCUCACCCUCGACACGAAAUUGACAUGGGAAGGGUCAAGGGCAGACUCGGAGACUUCAUUGUUUGGUGUGAGUAGGGCUGCCACAAUUGCAAAAUGCGCAUUAUUAAUGUUUAUGUUAGCUAGCCACAUCGCUAAGGGCUCCUCCUCAGACGCAAGGAUUGCCCGCGACUACAUCAACCUGCGUAAGGAUUGUCUUGCCCCUUUUGAGCUCAAGAUACUCUUAGACGGCAUUUAUGAUGUAGAAUACAUCAACUGCUGUGUAGAUGCCUGUAAGGUAUACGUGUCCAGUCACUGGGCACCGUUCAACCUGAUGGUGUGGGAGCACACUCUACAAGGGUUUCUGAGAAGGUGUGAAUAUCGACAAGAACCUUAUGACACAAGAGGAUGGGCACAGAUCAUCCAACAGGCCAUAUUGGCUGGGCUAGACAUCCACAACAUCACUUGGGCAAGAUAUAUUACCGGUGGGCGCAGCGCUCUUCAUCACAUUCUUCACCGCACUGACACCACUGAGAAUGCUCUGGAAAAUGCCCAAGAUUGGAUCGACAUAUUGGAACAAGCCGGCGUGGAUGUACAGCACUAUCUCCAAGUGGAAAUCGAACAUUGCAAUUCCACAUGGGAUGAGGGUAGUCCAUGGCUCGACAGGGGCGGAAUAUGGUUGCAUGGGCGCGAGACACUUUACAAAAGGCGGUUUGUUGUCAAAGAGUCCAGAGGCAGGCGAUUACCCUGCUGGAUAGAGGUGAAUUCUGACUCUUGUCAAGCACGCGAGCUCUUUGCGGAAUUUCCUCAUCUGAGGCAGAAAAGUUCGUUUGGCUCAAGACAUCCGCAGGACGACGUCACAGAGCAGCACCUGGCUUGGAAAGAUCCCAUUUGGAAAGCUAGACCCGGCCACAAUGACCGCUCUUUGCUCCCGAGUUACCCUGUAUACCCUCCACUGAACCGAAAUGAACCGGCAUAUUUGGGGCAACAAUUACCGCUCAGCAGGAUAUACGGAUGGUCACAGGAGCAACUGGCUGGGCUUGAUCGUGCGUGUGAUCUCAUGGAGAGUCGGUUCGAGCGCAGGCAGGCCAGAAAAAUGCGCAAGUCGGGCGGUUUGAAGAGACUGAAGUUUAAGACUCGGAUGCCGGGGGCUUGGGUUGAAGACUAUUGA
This is a messenger RNA of Ilyonectria robusta, 2025 nucleotides long. RefSeq lists its product as uncharacterized. The coding region runs from base 1 to 2025 and encodes 674 amino acids. Lineage: Eukaryota; Fungi; Ascomycota; Sordariomycetes; Hypocreales; Nectriaceae. The transcript has 3 exons. The record is from RefSeq and is a predicted model, not a curated record.